Fragaria vesca subsp. vesca is the source of this 1297-nucleotide messenger RNA. RefSeq names its product pre-mRNA-splicing factor SF2-like. NCBI's taxonomy places the organism in Eukaryota, Viridiplantae, Streptophyta, Magnoliopsida, Rosales, Rosaceae. The transcript is spliced from 14 exons. Gene Ontology annotation, cellular component: cytoplasm; nucleus; ribonucleoprotein complex. The coding region runs from base 107 to 1297 and encodes 396 amino acids. The record is from RefSeq and is a predicted model, not a curated record. Gene Ontology annotation, molecular function: mRNA binding.
AGUCACAACAACCAGGACACCAGGCAUUGGUAGAAGCGGGUAGAGCGAAGCAAACCCAAACCCCGAUUAGUUCGUAACCCAUCAAUUAAUCGCCGCCGAUUCGAGAAUGGCUUCCGGCUGGGGAAUCACCGGCAACAAAGGGCGUUGCUACGAUUUCUGGGUCGACUUCAGCGAGUGCAUGUCUCGCUGCCGCGAGCCCAAGGACUGUUCUCUCCUCCGCGAGGACUACCUCGAGUGCCUCCACCACUCCAAAGAGUUUCAACGAAGGAAUCGAAUUUACAAGGAGGAGCAGCGCAAAAUAAGAGCUGCUGCACGGGCCAAGGAGGGUGGAGUUGUUAAUGACCAUCAUUCAAUUUCUGAUCCUCGUCUCUCUCUCUCAGGAAGAAGAGCCAUGAGUAGCCGCGCAAGCAGAACUCUCUACGUCGGGAACCUCCCCGGUGACAUACGCGAGAGAGAGGUCGAAGAUUUGUUCUACAAGUAUGGACGCAUAGCUCAUAUCGACCUGAAGGUGCCGCCAAGGCCUCCCGGCUAUGCGUUUGUUGAGUUUGAAGAUGCUCGUGAUGCCGAAGAUGCAAUCCGCGGCCGUGAUGGCUAUGAUUUUGAUGGCCAUCGCUUGAGGGUCGAACUUGCACACGGUGGGCGUGGGCAUUCUUCUGGUGGAGAUCGGCAUAGAGAUAGCGGUGGUGGUGGUGGUGGUGGUCGAGGUGGACGUGGAAUGUCUAGGCGCUCCGACUUUCGUGUGUUGGUCAGUGGACUACCUUCUUCAGCUUCAUGGCAAGAUCUUAAGGAUCACAUGCGCCGGGCUGGGGAUGUCUGUUUCUCCCAAGUUUUCCGUGAUGGUAGUGGCACAACAGGAGUAGUGGACUACACUAACUAUGAAGACAUGAAGUAUGCCAUAAAGAAACUUGACGGCUCUGACUUUAGGAAUGCUUUUUCCCGGUCCGCUGUUCGGGUGAGGGAGUAUGACGCGAAGCGGGAUUCAUCUAUGAGCCCCGGUCGUGGUCGAUCUCCUUCAAGAGGUAGAAGCUACAGUCGCAGUCGUAGUAGAAGUUAUAGCCGGAGCAAAAGCAGGAGCAAGUCUCCUAAACCCAAAUCUUCACGCCGCUCUCCUGGUAGAUCUCGAUCAAGGUCCAGGUCUCCACCUCGUUCACGAUCAAAGUCUCGUUCUCUGUCGGGAUCACGAUCGAGAAGCAGAUCUCCAUUGCCUUCGAAAGACGCUAGUAAAAGUCCGAAGAAGCGCAGUGGCAGUCGAAGUCCAAGCCGUAGCAGGAGCAGGAGCAAGAGUUUGUCACGGUAA